Auxenochlorella protothecoides is the source of this 627-nucleotide messenger RNA. Its product is annotated as CAX-interacting protein 4. Lineage: Eukaryota; Viridiplantae; Chlorophyta; Trebouxiophyceae; Chlorellales; Chlorellaceae. The transcript has 3 exons. The coding region runs from base 1 to 627 and encodes 208 amino acids. Gene Ontology annotation, molecular function: zinc ion binding; nucleic acid binding. The record is from RefSeq and is a predicted model, not a curated record.
AUGGUGGCCACAGUGCCAACCCGUGGCGUGUUGAAAGCAUCCCAGAACCGCGUUCGCACGAGCGUGGCGCUCCAGGGCAAUGCCAUGUGGGAGAACGUGAUCGGCGUGGUGAGUGAGCAGACGGGCUCCAACUCGGGCGUGGAAGCCCUCAUCCAUGCGCCCUCCCACGGCGGCGGGCGGAAGGCGGCGGCGGAGCGCCGCGCCGCUGCGCACACCGCCGUGCUGGCCACUGGCGGCUUUGACACGGCCAUCACCAACUACCAGAGCCUGCUGAACCUGGCCAAGAGCCAGGGGGCGGUCGGUGGCGGGGCGGAUCGGGGGGCCUGCCGCAUCUGCGGCCAUGUGGGCCACCUGACCAAGCAGUGCCGCAACGGGCUCGCCGCGAGCGAGACGGCCACUGGGGGCGAGGGCCCCGGCCCCUCCAGGGAGCUGGCGCAGGAGUCGGAGGAGAGCGACCUGGCGCUGAGCGCCAGCGGCAGCGACUCCGACGCCGGCAGGCGGAGGAGCGGCGGCAGCAAGCGGCACCGCAGCGACAAGAAGCGCAAGCACAAGAGCAGGAAAUCACACAAGAAGUCCAAGAAGCACAAGAAGAAGUCGCACGGCUCCUCCUCUUCUGAUUCGGAGUAG